Messenger RNA from Cannabis sativa, 1262 nucleotides. RefSeq names its product peroxidase A2. NCBI's taxonomy places the organism in Eukaryota, Viridiplantae, Streptophyta, Magnoliopsida, Rosales, Cannabaceae. The record is from RefSeq and is a predicted model, not a curated record. Gene Ontology annotation, biological process: hydrogen peroxide catabolic process; response to oxidative stress. Gene Ontology annotation, molecular function: heme binding; peroxidase activity. The transcript has 4 exons. Bases 177 to 1205 code for a protein of 342 amino acids.
AUUAAAUUUUCAAAGCAGCGUGGCCAGUGGGUGCAAUAGUUUAUAGUACCUUUAUUGGGGAAGCUACCUAUAAAUAUAAAUAAAUAUAAGAAGAGGUGAAGUAGACAGGGGUCUUGGAAUCAAUCUUUUAUAUCUGUAUCGAAAUAGCUAAUAGUCUAAAGCAACUAAACUGAAGUAUGGCUCAACUGAUCUUCCGUUUAAUAGGCUUGGUAACACUUGUUUCUGCUUUAUUUGUUGGAGGCUUUGCGCAGCUUUCACCAACAUUUUACGACCAAACUUGCCCAAAUUUGACAGCCAUUGUUGGUGGAGUCAUUGAGGAUGCUCUCCUCACAGACCCUCGCAUAGCUGCUAGCCUCAUCCGUCUUCAUUUUCACGACUGCUUUGUAAUUGGUUGUGAUGCAUCGAUAUUGUUGGACAAUACGGCAACUAUAGUGAGCGAGAAAGAAGCUGCCCCAAACAAUAACUCUGUUAGGGGUUAUGAUGUUGUGGACAAUAUUAAGACUGCAGUCGAGAAUGUGUGUCCCGGAGUUGUUUCUUGUGCUGAUAUUCUUACCAUUGCAGCUGAACAAUCUGUCGUUUUGUCAGGGGGGCCCUCAUGGAGUGUGCCAUUAGGAAGAAGGGACAGCUUAAUAGCAAAUCGAACUCUGGCCAAUGAAGUCCUCCCAGGUUUCAGGGAAACUCUUGAUCAAUUAAAGAGCAAAUUUUCUGAUCAAAACCUGGAUACUACUGAUCUUGUUGCUCUAUCAGGUGCUCACACAUUUGGAAGGGCUCAAUGCCUAACAUUCAUUCACAGACUAUAUAACUUUAACAACACUGGUAGUCCUGAUCCAUCACUCAACUCAACUUUGUUAGAAAAUUUAAGGCAGUUAUGCCCUGAUGGUGGGAAUGGGAGCGUCCUAACCAAUCUCGAUCUUUCAACACCAAACACUUUCGACAAUAGGUAUUUCACAAAUCUUCAAUCUCAAAAUGGGCUUCUCCAAACAGAUCAAGAGUUGUUUUCGACAAGCGGCGCAGAUACUAUUUCCAUUGUAAACAACUUUACAACCAAUCAAACUGCAUUCUUUGAGAGCUUUGUGGUGUCCAUGAUUAAAAUGGGGAACAUUAGGGUUUUGACUGGCACAAAUGGAGAGAUUAGGUCGAACUGCAGCAGACUUAAUGGAGAUUUGGCUGGAGUAUCUGAUGGUGGUUUAGUUUCUCAGUAUUAACUAGUUAUCAAUGUAUGGGGCUAUAAUUAUAUAAUGAAAUAAAAUUUUCUUUAAGUA